Molecule: messenger RNA, 1635 nt
Organism: Adineta steineri
Lineage: Eukaryota; Metazoa; Rotifera; Eurotatoria; Adinetida; Adinetidae
Source: the annotation of a GenBank genome assembly
AUGUCGGACAUAACUAACGAAUUUAUUGAAAAAUGUGCGCUGAUACUUGGUCAGUUUGAUAGUAAAAGUGUUGAUUUAUUGGUAACAUUAUAUCAUCAUCAAGAUGCUUCUGCACAAUUAAUUAAUUCACCAAAUAAAUUAAAAGAAAAAUUUGAAAAUUUACUAACAACUAAACAAGAUAAUAAUGAAAGACAUAAUGAUACACCAAUAACAAGAAUUGAAUUGGCUGUAAUGACGCAUUUUAAAGAUAAAUAUUUAUCGGAAACAAUAAUUGAUAAUGAUAAUAAUCAAUUAAAAACUAAUAUGAAAUUUCCAAUUGAUGAUCAAUUAGAUUAUGCAUAUUGUGUUUUAUUAGCACUAAUCAAUGAUCGUCUAUCAGUAGAUAAACAUUUAACUGAUUUAAAAUUUCUAUUAAAUAUAAAAAAUCCAGUUCAAACUCUAUUGGAUGUUUAUAAAGGAUUAUGUCAAAAAUUUCCAGAUUUUUUUUCUUUAUUAAUUAAUUGCCAAUAUUUUGCAAAAAAUUUAGUUAUUAUUGAUGAAACUAUUCGAAAAUUUCAAUUAUUUAUUGAACGAUAUAAAGAUUUUUUAAUUACAUUUGAGAAAAGUUAUAGAUUAUCAUCUCAUAAUGGAUAUAAUUAUGUACAACAUGAUGCUAUAUCAAAACAAAAUAAUGCUCAGGAAGCUUCGUUAUCAAAUUCUGAGCUAAUUAAACCAUCAACAUCUACAAAACAAUCUUCGAACGUUACAUCAGAUUCAGGUAGACACCGAUUAAUAUCGUCUCCAAGUUCAUCAAAUCUACCACAAAAAGGUCUAUGUAUUAUAAUUAAUAUCAAACAAUUUACUCCAUCAGCAUCUUAUGCUCCAUCGAAACCACGAGCCGGAUCUGAUAAAGAUGUUGAUAUGAUUAAAGUUGUUUUUAAAAAACAAAAUUUUACAGUAUUAGAAAGUAGUGUUGAUUUUAAAAAGGAUGAUUUCGACAGAGCAUUUAAACAUAUUGAUGAUAAAACCGAAUUUGGAAAUUUUGAUUGUUUUGUUAUGUUUAUUAUGUCACAUGGUCUUUUACAUUCAUUUCUUACUGCUGAUUCACAAGAAAUUUUUAUACGUGAUAUUAUAAAACGAUAUUCGGAUUCAUCACCAACAACUAUUUGGAAUGGUAAACCGCGUUUAUUUUUUAUACAAGCAUGUCGUGAUGAUCGACCUAGAAAUGCUCAAAAUAGUAAUAUUAGAGAAGUUGAACAACAUGAUUUAUCACCACGAAUGCUUGUUGCCUAUUCUUGCAGCCCAAGUCAACCAUCAAAACGAAGUCCAGAGACUGGUUCAAUUUUUGUUCAAAUAUUCUGUAUUAUGUUACUUCAUUAUGGUCAUAUGCUUUCUAUUCAAUGUAUCCUUGAUUGGACUGCUAAAUAUGUUACUAAACGUGACAUACUUGUUAGAAAUAGUGGUAAAGAAAUAUCUAUUCAACAACCAGAAUUUAUUGAUCGAGAAUUUAAUAAAAAUUUUCGAUUCUCAAGCACUUGUUUAUAUGAUCAAUAUCCAUUAUGGAAACAGGAAGAUCAAAUGCCUUUACUUAUAUAUAAACGAAUCUUUACGGAACUUGGUGAUGCUGUACAUGCAGAACUUACUUCUAAUUCUUAA